This is a messenger RNA of Formica exsecta, 1960 nucleotides long. Its product is annotated as aminopeptidase N-like. Gene Ontology annotation, biological process: peptide catabolic process; proteolysis. Gene Ontology annotation, molecular function: peptide binding; zinc ion binding; metalloaminopeptidase activity. The record is from RefSeq and is a predicted model, not a curated record. Lineage: Eukaryota; Metazoa; Arthropoda; Insecta; Hymenoptera; Formicidae. Gene Ontology annotation, cellular component: cytoplasm.
AUAUAAUUAAUUCGCGUUUUCAGAAAGUUUAUCUGAGAGACGUACCGCCACAAUCGACAGCGAAAGUAUCGUAUCAAUGGGACAUCCCGAUCGUGAUGCAGGCUGAGGAUAAUCUAAAUUUCCAUGAUACUAAACCAACCGUGUGGUUGAGAAAAGAGAUCGUACCAAAGAACUUAACUAUGUUGGACCUCACUAACAAAGACAAUUUUAUCAUUGUUAAUCCCGAAGAGAUAGGAAUGUUUCCGGUAAACUAUGACUCCUGCAAUUGGAAGAUGUUGUCGCAGUACUUGCAAGGACCAAACCGCGAGAGGAUACCUCCGUUAACGAGAGCGAAACUGCUGCACGAUGCAUGGAACUUGGCGUAUGCCGGCGAAUUGUGCUUUGGCAUUGCCAUGAACAUGACUCUCUUCCUAAAACAGGAAAAGAGCCACGUGGUUUGGGAACCGGUGUUCACGAUGAUUCAUCAUGUCGGUCGGCGGAUCGAGGGAUUAGACGUGAAUUUCAAAUUCGAGGCUUACAUCCAAAGCUUGCUGAAGCCUCUCUACUUGGAACUUGGCGAGAAUCCGCAACCUGACGAACCCUCUUGGAAAACUCAUAUGCGUGGUCUUAUGCAAAAUUUCCUCUGCCGAACUGGAUAUGAACCUUGCAUUAAGGAAGCUAGGGAUCAGUUCAAGAAAUGGUUGAUCGAUGAGGAACCGGACAAAGGAAAUCCAGUCGCGAAUAAAUUCCUGUGCCCGGUGUUUAAAUGGGGCACCAACGAAGAAUGGGAGUUUGGACUGCAACGCGUCAUAAAUUUCCCAAAGACCAGCUUGGCGAGAAAACAGAACGAGCGCACCUACUUGCUGAAGACUCUUGCCGGAUGUCCAAAGGAUGCGAAUAAGAUCGAAAAGCUGUUGCAAGUAUCCGUGCUGGAUCAGAAUGAGAACUUCACGGAUGCGGACGUCCAACUGAUCUUUAGCAUGUUGACCGGCAGCGCGACCGGCUACAAGACCCUGUUUAACUUCCUGCAUGAUCACUGGUAUACCGUGAAGGAGCGAUUCCAGAACAAGACCUAUCUCUGGGACGGCAUUAUCAACUCCGCCACGUCGUCGUUCAACACGCAUGAGGGCUACGACAUGGUGAGCCAGCUCUACGUAGACCAUCAGAAUGAAUUCGAAUCGGCGGAUGCCAUCAUCAGGAAGGCGCUCAGGAUCAUUAAGCAGGAGUCUAUUAAGUGGAACGAGGAAAACGUGCCGGUGAUCGACGCCUGGCUCAAGGAAAAUCUCUCCAAGGAAGACUUGGAGGCGAUCGCGGCUGCGACGUCUAUCUCCACGACCGCCGUACCGACAACAACAAUUAGACAGCUGGAAGCGAUGAAACUCGCGAAGCAUGGAUGAAUGAAUGAACUUGAAAAUUCGGAAUUUUGAUAUUAAUAACCCGUGUAACCUAUAUUUUUUCAACUGCACUGAAACUCGUUUCUUACUCCUUUUUUUUUUUUUUAAACGUAAUAAUUAUAACGGUACCUUUUUAGUUUGCUUGAUGAAUAGAUAAUAGCAUCGCAAUAACUUUGUUCUCUUAUAUCUAAUGUUUAUUCGAAUUGAUGGUGAGUUAUGCAACUCAAAUACGAUAUGGAAAUUGUGUUUCUGAGCGAGGAGGACUGACACGGUAGCGUAAUUAAAACACGGCAAACGUUAACAUCGCGGAGAUUUCCCUAUAGAUAUACAUAUAGUAAAUUAGAAAUACUGAAAUUUUUAAAAUAAUAUUGUAUUACAUUUUAUAAAUAUUAAAUUUUUAUUUUUGUAAAACUAAGGAAAUUCGAUAUUGCUCGUGUGAUGUAUUUAUUUCAUCGACACAAAUGGUCAAAGUGUUUUUCUCAGGUAAAAAAUGGUACGAAAACAUCACUCGCAUAAACAAAAAAUAAUUUAGUUAGGAUUCAAUGUGUGUAAAAUUGUUUCGAUAAAUAAAACUAUUGUAAUGUAAC